This is a messenger RNA of Rotaria sp. Silwood2, 861 nucleotides long. NCBI's taxonomy places the organism in Eukaryota, Metazoa, Rotifera, Eurotatoria, Philodinida, Philodinidae. The record is from the annotation of a GenBank genome assembly.
AUGGAUCCUAAAUUAAUUCGAAAUAUUCCUGAUUCCAGCACUAUUUCCAAGGAUGAACAGUAUGUACAAACAAUUGACAACAAACGCAUACUGUUACCAAGACCUUUAUCACUUAGUCUUCUUCGAAAUGAUCGCUCAGCAUUGACAACUAAUGAAUGGACUCUUCUUUCAAAUUUUCUUCAUGCAUUUGAUCAGCAAAAUGCUUUCACAAGAAUUCAGUAUUCUCUUGCUGAAUUAUCUUCGUUACCACCUAAAUUACGUUUGAAAUUAUCUGAAGUCACAAAUGUUCUUCGUGAGCUUUUUAGCAAUGUUGGACCAAUUAUUGAACGUUCACCAGAUUUUCAUUCUUUACCUGUUGAUACUCGUCAACUUCUUAUUAACCAUAAUUUGUUCGUUACUGGUGCAGUAAAUGCAUUUUUUUUAUGUCGUGAAGUAGAUAUAUUUCAUAAUAUGACCGCUUUCAAUGCCAGCAAUCAACUGUAUGGAUCUGAAUUGAUCGCAGAAUGUCGUCGAAAUAUUGCACAAUAUGAUUCAAAUGGAAGUCUUAUUAAAAUCUUUAUAUUCAUAUUAGCUUUUUCAAGUAGUUGCUCAAUUGUUAAAUAUGAUAAUCAAGUAAAUAUUACAAUUAUGUCAAGCUCUAUCAAUCUUGUUCGUAUUCAAAAUGUAUAUGCGACAAUGUUGUGGAAAUAUUUAGUUUAUCUAUAUGGAUUUAAAGAAGCAGUACCUAGAUUUACUCGUCUUGUAAAGAAUGUUCUAGACUUAAUUCGUAUAUUAACCUGGAUCACUCCAAAUGAAACUCGUGACCUUGUAGUUGAUUCAAUUGUAACAGAAACAGGGCGUGCAUUGGUGAUAGCUGACUGA